AUUUUUGACAUUUAUUUUGACGUUUGUUUUAUUUGUGUUUUGUUUUAUUUACGUUCCACAUUUGAUUUUUUAAGUUUAUUAAUUUCUAAUAUUUGAAUAUGAAAAUAGAGCAAUAAUGGAACCCAAACAUUACAGAUUAAAAUGGAACAAUUUUCAAAAGAACCUUUUAAACGAGUUUGAAAGUAUGCAGAGCAGUGAAGAGCUCGCAGAUGUAACGUUAACGUGCGAAGGUAUUAAUUUGAAGGCUCACAAGUUUAUUUUGUCGGCUUGCAGUCCCUAUUUUCGAACAGUAUUUAAGGAAAAUCCCUGUCCCCAUCCAAUUGUUAUCCUCAAAGACAUAUUCUACGUGGACCUCAUAGCCAUCAUAAAUUACAUGUAUCAUGGUGAAGUGAUGGUCUCUGAAGAUAACUUGUCCACCUUCUUGGAAACAGCUGUUAUUUUGCAAGUAUCCGGUCUGGCAACCACAAAAAAAUUUCCAACAAUAAAAAACAAACACAGAAAGGAAAAAGCGCAACACUUUAACCCCAUGGACCAAUCAAAACGAAUAAAAAAAUCCGAUCCUCCAAUCAGGAUGGCUGGGGAUGCUUUUAGUUUAUCUAAGGAUUCUGAUGUCGAAAUCAAAUUGGAAAAGACUGAUAAUUUGCUUUUGCAAUCUUCUGAAGAGACCAUGCUUGAUAAUUCUAAUGAUAAUGGGAAUAUGGAGAAAGUUGAGAAAAAUGAUCCACCUGCUUCAAUACUUGAAGCUGCAUUGGAGUUCAGGGACAAGCCCAGCGGGAGCAUUUUGGAAAGAUCCCUUAUGUCCAAUCAAACAGACAAAAUCCCUACAUUUCCCGUAAGCCAGGAGAUAUUUAUACCGCGUAAGCCGCCAGAGAUGGAUCACGAGAUGCACCUGCUCCAAUCAGAAUCGUCCGAAUCUUCGAGCCCGUCCGCCUGCGAAAACCCGCGCGCCUCCGUCUCGAUGAUCAAGAUCGAGAACGAAGACCUGUGCGAGAUGAUCGAGAUCGACUCGGAUUACCAUUUAAACGCCGGCAAAACGGCGGACGCGCCUGCGCACCACAGCUCGCAGUGCGGCACUUGUCCGCACUGCGGAAAGGACUUUUCCAACCAGUCCGCGCUCAAGUACCACGUACGAUUGAUGCACUCAGAUCUGACCAACAUGUUCUGCUGCCAUCUUUGCCCCGAAUCCUUCGAUUAUCGGGAGGGCUACAAAAAACACAUGGCCGACGUCCAUUUCAUGAGAAACUAACUCCUUUUUGGACCAAUUUGGCAACGCUCAAAUUUUGUUACAUUUCCGGAAUUUCUUAAAACCUCUCCCUAAAGAGCGUAAAUAUUGCUCUGAAUCUGAAAACGGACCAUUAAGUGACCGUGAAAGCAUUGAUUUUUAAUUGGAAAAAAGGGUUUUUUGUUGAUGUAAAAUUAAAUCAGUUUAACAUUUGUUAAUUUAAUUUAAAAAAUGCGAAUAUUUUUUAUCUUUAUAACAUACUUUAUGUAUGAACACAAAGGGGAAAAAACAAUUAUUUUAUAUUUCUUAAAAAAUUUUAUUCCUGAUAAAAGUUUAUGCCUGAUUUGAAACCCCCACAAUAUGCAACACAUUUUUAUUGUCUAU
Messenger RNA from Brassicogethes aeneus, 1606 nucleotides. NCBI's taxonomy places the organism in Eukaryota, Metazoa, Arthropoda, Insecta, Coleoptera, Nitidulidae. The record is from the annotation of a GenBank genome assembly.